Suhomyces tanzawaensis NRRL Y-17324 is the source of this 999-nucleotide messenger RNA. Its product is annotated as pirin family protein. The transcript has a single exon. Lineage: Eukaryota; Fungi; Ascomycota; Pichiomycetes; Serinales; Debaryomycetaceae. The record is from RefSeq and is a predicted model, not a curated record. Bases 1 to 999 code for a protein of 332 amino acids.
AUGCCUGCUUUACGAACAGUCAAGAACAUCAUCCAUGCCCUCGAAAAAGCCGAAGGAGUAGGCGCCCAUGUCCGUCGUUCCAUUGGCGUAAGAGCUGCCAGAAACUUCACUCCGUUCUUAAUGCUCGACCACUUCGCCAGCGGAGGUCCAGGUGGUUUUCCACAACAUCCUCACUCUGGCCAAGAAACCAUCACCUACAUCAUGAAGGGGGCCAUGGCCCAUGAGGACUUCACAGGCUCCAAGGGAAUUCUCUACUCGGGAGACCUCCAGUUCAUGACGGCUGGAAAAGGUGUGGUGCACUCUGAAAUGCCCAUUCCCAACGAGGAUGGCUCGCCAACCGUUGGUUUGCAAUUGUGGGUCGAUUUGCCAGAACACUUGAAGGACGUCGAGCCACGCUACAGGGACUUGAGAGCGUGGGAGAUUCCUGAGGUGGUGCAGCAAGACGGAAGGCUUAGAAUCAAGGUCAUCUCGGGCAAGGGCUACGGCAUCGAGUCCAUCAAGGAGUUGGCCUACACUCCAGUCAACUACUACCACUACCAGAUGAAACCCGGGUCCCACUUCAGACAGGAGCUCCAGAACGACUUCAACUACUUCUUGUACGUGUUGAAGGGAAACAGCUUGGUGCUUAACAACGAUACUCAGGCCAAGCAACACCACAACCUCUUCUUUGAUGUUGAUGGCGAUGCUGUGGAGGGCGUCAACCCUGAGUCCGGAGAGGACGUCGAGUUCGUUAUAAUCGGAGGCCAGAAGUUGGACCAGGAAAUCGUCCAAAACGGUCCAUUUGUGGCCACCUCUAAAGAUGGUAUUAAGAAGGCAUUUGUUGACUACCAAUAUGCUCAAAACGGAUUCGAGAACCUCCGGUCAUGGAAGUCAUUGAUCAGCAAUGGAGUCUCCGAGGAAAUGAUCCAGGGCCCAUUGGAUGGAAACUUGGAAAAGAGAGAGCAAACCAAGAACGCAUACUUAGCCAAGCAUAAAAACCAUGAAAAUGAUGAGUUGUGA